AUGUUGAGCCUUCUGCUUUUGGCGGUCGGGGCCGCAGCCCAGCCGGCGGUCGAGGUCCAUAUCGUCGCCCACACUCACGACGAUGUGGGGUGGCUGAAGACGGUGGAUGAGUACUAUGCUGGGCAGAACAACUCCAUUCAGCAUGCCUAUGUGCAUCUCAUCCUGGACACCGUGGUGAGGUGCUUGGCCGAGAACCCGAACCGCACCUUCACCUACGUGGAGCAGGCCUUCUUCCAGCGUUGGUGGCGGCAGCAGGAUGCUGCGCGCCAGGCGCAGGUGAAGCGCAUGGUGCAGAGCGGCCAGCUGGAGUUUACCAACGGCGGCUGGUGCAUGCAUGACGAGGCGGCGCCUCACUACAUCGACAUGAUCGACCAAACCACCUUGGGGCACAAGUUCCUCAUGGAGGAGUUCGGGGUAAGCCCCAGGACGGGGUGGCAGCUGGACCCUUUCGGGCACUCCUCCACCCAGGCGGCCUUGCUCUCCGCAGAGGUGGGGUUCCAGGGGCUCUUCUUCGGGCGCAUCGACUACCAGGACCUGGACUUGCGGCGGAAGACCAAGUCCGCGGAGUUCGUGUGGCGGGCGUCCAAGUCCCUGGGGCCCCAGGCCCAAGUCUUCUCCGGGCUCACAGGGGAGUACAACGGCAACUACGGGCCGCCCACGGGCUUCGACUGGGACGUCUUUAACUCGGACGAGACCAUCCAGGAUGACCCCAGUCUCCAGGACUACAACGUGAAGAGCCGGGUGGAUGACUUCGUGCAAGCCGCCAUGACGGAGGCGAACAUGACCAGGGGCAAGAACAUCAUGAUGACCAUGGGUUCCGACUUCCAGUUCGAGGACGCCUUUACCUGGUUCUACAACUUGGACAAGCUCAUCCAGCACGUCAACGCGGACGGGCGCGUGCACGUCUUCUACUCCACGCCCGCCAGGUAUGUGGAAGCAAAGAAGGCAGAGAAGCUCACUUGGCCUCUGAAGGAGGACGACUUCUUCCCCUACGCGGACGGGCCCCACAAGUUCUGGACGGGAUACUUCACCUCCCGCCCCGCGCUGAAGCGAUACAUCCGGGACACCAGCGCGUUCUACCAGGUGGCAAAGCAGGUCAGCGCCCUCGCGGGCGCUGGCGCCGAUGGUUUGGAGAAGCUGGCGGAGGCCAUGGGCGUGGCGCAGCACCACGACGCGGUGAGCGGCACGGCCAAGCAGCACGUGACCUUCGACUACGCCCAGCGCCUGAGCCGCGGCAGGGCCGCCGCCAUGGAAACAGUGCCCAAAGCCUUGCAGAAGCUCACGCACUCCAACGAGGCCUCCUUCACGCAGUGCGAGCUCCGGAACGUGUCGCUCUGCGCGGCCACGCAGGAUGUGGGCAAGAAGACCAACAGGUCCUGCUUCUCCGUGUGGAACGGCCUGGGCCGCGAGCGCGAGGAGCUGGUGGAACUGCCCGUCUCCACGAACCUGCUGCGCGUGGUGGAUGCGGAUGGCAAGGCGGUGCCCGUGCAGCUGGUGGACUCCCUGCCCUCGGUGACCAACUACGGGGCGCCAGCAGGCGGCGCUUCGAAGACGCUGCUGGCGCAGCUACCGCUGCCGGCCCUGGGCGCCGGGAGCUUCUGUCUGGAGUCCUCAGAAGUGGCGGUCCCCAGCAGCAUGCGCGAGAACUCCACCGAUUGCGAGGUGCUGGAGAACGAUUACCUGUCCUUGGAAUUCUGCAGUGGCCUGCUGUCCAAGAUCACGAACAAGGAGAGCAACAUCUCCACCCGUGCGGAGCAGUCCUUCUUUUGGUACAACGCCUCGGUGGGUGACAAGGCCAGCGACCAGGCCAGCGGCGCCUACAUCUUCCGGCCCACCCGGGACCAGGCGCUGCCCGUCUUCAAUGGCCUGCCCUUCCUGAAGGUCUACCGGGGGCCUUUGGCCGACGAGGACGCCAUGGCUGCCACCAGUUCCUUUCAAAAGAUGAAGGCCAGGAUGGAGCUGGUUCAUUGGGUGGAUGUGUUUCACAACACGGAGCCGGAGCGCGCUCCAUCCAAGAUCGGCUGCUGCUUGACGAUGCUCAUGGUGCCGGUGAUCCUGGUAUAUGCCGUGGUUUGGUUUACGGAGCACCAGCGCAUGCCCCCCACUGAGACGCUGGUCAUCGACUGGUCGGUCGCCUACGGCCCCUUCCCCAUGAAGGUGCAGUGCCUCGAGGCGAGCUGCUGGCUGUGGCUGUCCGGUUGCCAAAGCGGCAGUAGCGGCCAGUGCCUGGCGUUGCAGGCGGGGGAGGAGCGGGAGCUGGAGAUGUGCUUCUCCCACGGUGCACGAGAAGGCCUCCAUGCCUGGUGGUCUGGUGGCAACAGCUCUGGCGUGAAGAUCUGGUCACAGGCGGCGAGCAUGGAAAUGAAUCAGCUGGUUGAGGCUGGCCGGUCGUCCAUGACUUACGUGAAGACGCUGGACUUGACGCAAGAGGAGGGCAGUUACAAACACCUGCGCCACGAGUGGUUCGCGAACUUUCUCUCCAGGGAGGCUUUGGAGCCCCAACACAAUGGCUGCCAGGAGCAUAGGGCAGGGGCGCAGCUGGCACAAAUCGUGAUGCAGCCAGAGUUCUACGACAAGAAGUUGGAGAAGAUGGAUUUCCUGGUGUCGCUCAUCGGGGAGGUGGGUGGAGCCUAUGGCCUCGCGUUCACCGCCUUCUUUGCUCUCUAUGUGCUUGUGUGGAACUUGGAGACCAGCCAGCGCAAGCUGGAGGCAGAGGUCCCCACCCAUGUCGCUCCAGGCAAACUAGCCGAGCACGACGUUGAACGAGCGGUGCUGUAG
Molecule: messenger RNA, 2778 nt
Organism: Effrenium voratum
Lineage: Eukaryota; Dinophyceae; Suessiales; Symbiodiniaceae
Source: the annotation of a GenBank genome assembly